UUAAAAAGUAUAAAUAGGACAAAUUAAAAAAGAAGUAUUGACAACGACGACAUACUAGUACCAAUACUAGCCACGUACCGAAUUCAGAUACAUCACCAGUUUACAAAUGCUUUAGAGGUUAAUCCAUAUUUUAUAUAAAAGAUUAUUCACAUGUUCUGAUUCGGUAGAGACGUUUCAAAGACACUUGUUUCAAGUGCUUACGCUGAAAAUACGCGAAGUGCUUAAACUUGCGUCAUUGAUGUUACACAGUUAUACGUAGUUUUGUCCUCUGGAAUCUAGAUUUGAGACAAGCAUCUAUCUCCAUUAACGACAAUAAGGUUUUAUCCUUUAUUUUUUCUUCCAACGAUACAUUACUUCAUAAUUUGAAACACAAUUCACUGGCUUAGACUUAUAGCAACUUGUAUAUCAGGACCAGGUUCUCAAUUAUAGUGACAAUUCACUGAGUCAUAAUUUCACUACAAGAUAAUGAAAAAUAUUCCACAUUUAUUUUAUUUAUCUCUUUGAAAAAAUAUCAUAUUCGAGACGUCUUAAGCCUCAGGAUCCACGACACGAUCAAUAUUGUUUCAGUAAGAAUUCAAACAUCUCUCUCGAGAAGACUCGGAUACUAUAAAUAAAAGCCACACAGAUUACCAAUACUUCUUACACGAAGAUAAGUAAAUAUAUUAACAAAGCCAUUCCUCUGUUUCAAGGCAUAGUUCAUAGUUCGUACCUUUCUUUUUCUAUGCUCACAUCCAAUUCCAAAACUAACUUCAUUUUCUCUUUUUUCAUGCUCCAAAUUUCAAAAACCUCUUCAGUUUUCACUAAAUCUUCACCUUCUCAAUUCUCUUCUUACAAAUCCAUAGUUUCUCUUGCUCCUCUACAAAACCUAGAUCCAAUUCCCUUUCAAUAAAAAUCACAAUCAAAACAAAAUCAAAAAAAUUAAAAAAGAAAUGGAGUCGUUAAGUUUCAAUCUCCAAGCAGAGAAAUUAAACGCAAUUCUAAAAAAUCGAAAGCUUCAAAGAAUCACAGGCUUAUUACGAAUCAUUGAAGUAUUUAUUGUUUUGAUUUUAAUUUCAAGAAUUUCUAUGAAACUACCGAUUGCAGUGAGAAACUCAAGCGAGUAUUUAAGAGACUUUUCAAUCUUCAUGAACAGUCCUCGAUUUGUUUUUCUCAUCGGAAACGUAAUAAUCAUCACGCUUUUCGCUCAAGGUUUCGGAAAAAACGUUCCAAAAGAACUAGAACCUGAAAAUAUUUACGAAAUGUUAGUUCGUAAAAGUAUAAAGCACGAAGAAAAAGAUGAUAGCAAAGUGAAAGAAGGUGAUAGCGUAGUGGAAGAAAAAAUAAUGAAAAGAGGGGUGAAGAAGAGUUAUAGAAGGUGUGAGAGUGAGAUAUUGAAGAAACGACGUCGUGUUAUGCGGAGGUGUGAGAGUGAGAAUAACGGAUGGAAAAGGAUUGAAGGUGCUCCUGUUGUUGAGGAGGAAAUGGUGAGGAUUUCGUAUCCGGAAGAUGAGAUGAGUAAUGAGGAAUUUCGUCGUACUGUGGAAGCUUUUAUUGCUAGGCAACAGAGGAUUCGAAGGGAAGAAGAUGAUUAUUCAUCUUCUUUGAUUUAGAAAAUAGUACUAUUAGUGUAAUUAAUUAAUAGUCUCUUGUGCAUAAUUAAUUGAUGAUAUAUGAAGUAAUAUAUAAUCACAGUAAUAAAAUACCUAGAUAUUAACUUUCCUUUCUAAAUAAAUCACAAGUUAUAAUUAGAUAUUAACUUUCCUACAUCACUUCAAUAUAGUUGGUGUAAUGGUGUUGGUGUCUUACAUAGGUUGAAACAAUAGUUUUUGACAUGUUAGAUAGCAAACAAAAGUGAUAAAUGUUGUUGUUAGAUUUUUAUUUUAUUUAAAGAUGUUUAUAGCAUUUUAUUCAUAA
This is a messenger RNA of Cicer arietinum (chickpea), 1893 nucleotides long. RefSeq lists its product as uncharacterized. The record is from RefSeq and is a predicted model, not a curated record. NCBI's taxonomy places the organism in Eukaryota, Viridiplantae, Streptophyta, Magnoliopsida, Fabales, Fabaceae.